GACCUCCUGUUCCUGUUGACAUACAUAGUGCCCAGGGACCAGAACCUCUCAAACCAGAGUUGAGAAGAUCCAUUUCGGCGCAUGAUAUGAACUCACAUUGAAAAUCCUUCGCUUUUAAUGCCCAUUAUUUCCCAUAGCAUCACAGUUUGUUUUGGAGUCAGUCGUCUAGGUUACUGGAACAUUCAAAUAUACCUCGGCUGACAACAAAUCUCCUCAUCGCGUUCUCCUUUUCAAAAUUCAUCCCUUCCAAACCUCUCACUCCUAAUAUAUCCCCUUUAAUAUCUUGAUAAAAGAAACCAGGUACUACUCAACAUGUCACACGAGGAGCUUAAGAGGAGAAGACGAGAGGAUUAUGGCUACGUUUUGGAAUAUAGAACACGCUGGUCUGAUAACGAUAUGUAUGAUCAUAUGAAUAACAGCAUUUACAACUUCCUGUACGAUUCAAUCGUAAACUCAUAUCUUAUCGAACAUUGUGGUCUACACCCACCCACCUCGUCUCAGUACGGCCUAGUUGUGCACUCCCAUGGUGAUUUCUUUGGUUCAAUUGCAUUUCCAGCUGUCGCUGAUCUAGCUCUACGUGUCAACAAGCUUGGGAAUAGCAGUGUUACUUACGAAAUCGGUUUAUUCGAGAGAGGGGUCGAGGAAGUCAAGUCGGUGGGUGAAAUUAUUCACGUUUUUGUUGACAGAGAGACUGGCAGACCAGCAACGCGAGGUAUGAACGACACAAUCAAACAAGGACUCCGAAAGAUCCUCCAACCACAGCCAAAACUUUAAUAAUCUCAACAAAUGCUCUGAUCUUACGUCAAUUCACGCAUCCAAUUAGCCUCGUAGGUCAGGCUGCCAAGAUGAACCAACACAAACCGUUCUACAGAUCAUAACGCAAAAUUCUCGAUACAAGGAAAGAAGCAUUUCACUACACUCCCGUUGCCAUUGCUAAGUGUACCGAUGUAAUGGGAAUGCUAAAACGGAAAUUUCGCUAUUUGCUUAAACUCCGAACCAAUGAAAGUAGAUACUGCCGAUUAGCAUCAAUUUGGGGAAACCUCGCAUGUAUGGUAAUAUCCAUAUGUACAUACUAGUCCAUUUAGUCUCGGGAUAGAUACACGCGUUACUAGUUCAAUUUAUCAUCAUGAUAUGUUGGCUUGGCUGAGAAGCUGGCAUAUCUCAUUGUACCAAAUCAUUGAGAGUUUCUUGGAGCGGGAUAUGACGGUAGACUCACUCACUGCACUUUCCACUUUUGCACUCUUGGCAAUGAGGGGAAACAAUUCAAGAGAAGAUCAGAGAUCAAAAAUUUCCAAAAGAGAGUUCAAGUAGGUAAUAGAGAAUCCGGUUAAAUUGCGGAGUCCUCGGUUAACUUCCCCAGUAAGAUCAACAACCCCCGCA
Botrytis cinerea B05.10 is the source of this 1380-nucleotide messenger RNA. RefSeq lists its product as hypothetical. Lineage: Eukaryota; Fungi; Ascomycota; Leotiomycetes; Helotiales; Sclerotiniaceae. Gene Ontology annotation, molecular function: fatty acyl-CoA hydrolase activity. Gene Ontology annotation, cellular component: mitochondrion. Bases 313 to 774 code for a protein of 153 amino acids. The record is from RefSeq and is a predicted model, not a curated record. The transcript has 3 exons.